Molecule: messenger RNA, 4113 nt
Organism: Oldenlandia corymbosa var. corymbosa
Lineage: Eukaryota; Viridiplantae; Streptophyta; Magnoliopsida; Gentianales; Rubiaceae
Source: the annotation of a GenBank genome assembly
UAAACCCCUGAGGAUUAUUUUACCAUUCUAUUUCCAAUUCAAUUCAUUCGCCUUAAAACCGGUUAUACUAAAAUUGGGGUUUAGGGUUCUAUCCAGUUUAACAUCAUCAUGUCUACGGCGGCGACACCUGAUUCUGCUGCGUCUACAGGGAAGACACCGGCGCCGGCAGCCAAGAGGAAACCUGUUUUCGUGAAGGUAGAUGAUCUUAAACCGGGGACCUAUGGGCACACUUUGAUCGUGAAGGUUGUGAGUUCCAAGAACGUCGUCAAUAAGGGCCCCAAUGUCGGAACCGGCGGUAGAAUGGAGAUGCCUCUCAGUUCUCGCCCCAGGCCACGGAUUGCUGAAUGCCUCGUCGGUGAUGAGACCGGCGCCAUUGUCUUCACUGCUCGUAAUGAGCAAGUUGAUCUACUGAAGCCAGACUCCACUGUGAUUCUUCGUAAUGCAAAAAUCGAUAUGUUCAAAGGGUCCAUGAGGCUUGCGGUUGACAAAUGGGGUCGUGUUGAGGUUACUGAGCCUGCUAACUUCAAAGUGAAGGAAGAUAACAAUCUGUCAUUGGUGGAGUAUGAAUUGGUCAAUGUUGUGGAAGAGUGAGCCAUUUCUCAAGGAAAAUAAUUGUCGAGGCAGAUAGGAGGUGUUUCUCUACUUCAAUUGUGAAUUACCGUUUGGGUGGAUUAUUGAAUUGAUUUCAGAUUGGAAAAUGUUUGUAAUUUUCCCCUUAGGAGUAAAUUACUUGGGAAGAAAAAAAAAGUGCGCCAUAAUGUGUAGCAAGUACCGUACUUUUGAUUCAAGAAGUAAAGAGAUUCUUUCACAUGUUUCGCAUUUACAUUUCACUAACAGCCAUGACUUGUGCACGUGUUUUCUUUCCCAUUGGCCCUUGUUUAGGUUCCCUCGUAGUUGUCUAGACUUGCAUUGCUACAAAUUGGUCUGUUAUAGCCUUGUAUUGCUACAAACAGGUCUAAAUUUAUACCAAUGGGGUAUAAACAAACAAUCAUUCACUCGAGAACUUUUCCAUAAUUUGUUCGUUGGAUUUGUUAAACCUUUCAUCGCUAGAAAUAACCGAAUUAGGCAUAAAUUUAUACCAGUAACGGGAUGAGUUCAGUUUUCAAAUUCUCAAACUAUGAGCGUAUAAAUGUUAGUUGCUGUGUAUGCAACCAUCAGCCUUUCACGAAAUCUCAGAGACUACAGAUAUUGGGUCAUUAGUAAGACGAUUGAUCCACUGGCGAGGUUGACAAAAUGAGGUGGGACACAUGGGAUGCCGCAGGACAAAUAGGUAGCCGGCAAAGACAUUGGCUUCGCCAUAUGUGCAAUUUAAAGUGACCCAGGGAUCUGGAUCACGAACCUGCAACGAAAAUGAAUGGAGCAAGGGGUGGCUGUCAGUAUUAUGAAGUACCCUUGCGCCAACCUGUAUUAAAAUUCGCAAUUGCAAAUGAAAGCCCGUCCGAGUUUGCUUGAUAUGAAAUUGCUUACAACAACGUAACACAACAAAGAGAGUGGAUUCCUAUGUCUAAGACCCAAAAGGUGCCCUCAGAUAUCCAAGAUCUACAGAACAGAGUCAAUAUUCAGACAAGUACAAGUGGUUAAAGCAAAACCAAGCUGAGGGAACCAUAUAAAUUUGCAGUCAAAGUGCACAAAUGCAUGCUAAAGCUGGCCACAUGAUCCUUCCAACUCUCAGUUUCAGCAAAGCACCAAUCGUACUAGUUAUCUGAAAUGAUUAAAAUGCAAGUGAGACCAACACCCUAACUUUGGAAAAGGUGCAUUCAAGUUGGUGGAAUCUUGUAAUAAAUGCAUGUAUCUUAGUGUGUUCUCUGGUUAAACUACAUUAGAAUUUCACAAUAAGGAGCUCAACCGCCAGAUGCAGAUAUGAUAAUGCCGAAAGGACUUAAUAAUGGACGCAAUGCACCGAGUUCAAGCAGCCAUAUAACUUGGUACAUAUGAGAACUGAUCUAGAAAUGGGAAGAAAAGAACGCAUACAUCUGCCAAUGAAGCCAAGGAACAUUGCAGAGAUCUCACCAAAGCAGAUAAUUCAUGAGCAACACUAAUCGUCUUAUAAAUAACCACAGAGACACUAUUAUUCCCAGCAACUUUGAAUAAAUAAGAAGUACACAUAGGGGAAAUGUUCUGAAAUAAACUCCUAUUAUCAACAAUACAUUUUUCUUUUUUUAAAUACGGAUAAGGCCGGAAGAAGCAGAAGAAGGAAAAAAUGCUAUGUCUGUGGCAUUUAUAUCGGGCCAGGCACAUUUAGGUGGUUGACUGAAGCAUUCAGAAGCCACAGUGUGCAAUGAAGGACCUUUGCUUGAAUGCCUUGGAGAAUGAAGAAUAUUGAUCAUACAUCAUCAUUGCAAGCUGGUUGAUAAAUGAAAAGCAGUAUAUUACCUUGCUGACUUUAUUACAGAAAUGAUAAAACUAACAAGAAGGACAAUCAAACAGCAGAUACAUUUUGCAUUCAAUUCUGUUCAGGAUUCAAAAACAAAAGCCUCGAUGUCUAACAAAAAGUCACUGCAGAUGAAAGGAGGUUAAGAACAUAGGUUUGAAAUGUAUGGAUAUUGAAUGUGCCUCUUCAGCAGCCAUCUUAAUGCCAUUGAAUGAAAAUGUUGGCACUUGUUUUAUGUUUUGCUUGCCCCCUCCAUUAAUUCAUCACACAUCAUCAGUGCAAGCUGGUUGAAUAAAAUUACUAGGUAAGUUCCAGCACAUAUUUGUUUUCACUUAGAUUUGCUCACAUCAACUAGAAGCUAUUUACUAGGAGUACCAAAGAAACAUCCACUAAACACAGAAACAAUAACAAACUAUAGGAUAUUGGAAAAUCAAGACGAGUACUGGCUGGGCAAAGAUAGAUCAACAGAAAUUUAAAAAGCAAAUUUCACCAAUUGAAGUAACAUUGCAUAUAAUAGGUGCCAUACGUUUGAAUCAAUUGAACAAAGUAGCAUCAACUAAAAUGACCAAUUCACGACCUACAAAUUUGUGGAAUUCAUUUCUAACAGCCUAUCAAGCUUUUCAGGCAGGCAAAAUGAUGGUUUAUUAAAGGCUAAACUAAUCAAAGUCAUCCUCUUUGCUUCUCCAUCUUCAUCUAGUCUUGUCAUAGCCUACAAUAGCAAAAAUAAAGCAUCCAUUUAUUCUCUAAAAACAAAUUAGGAUACAGCAAAAACUGACUAGUUCAACAUGCAGCGAAAGGGGGGUUGAGGCGGUAACUAACAUAUGGGUAUCACUCAAAAGACAAAAAUCCUGGGAUCAGCCACAACCAUCCAUCACAAGAACUAAUCAUAUAUAUAAAUCCUGUACAGGGGUGAUGACUAAACCUCUGAAAUAUGGGUUCAAUGUGGCUUCAACAACCAAAUAUCCAAGAAUCCAGGCUUUUUAUGCAUAUAACAAAAUGAGCUUCAGUUUAAAUCUAGUAUUAACAUUGUACUGAGGGACAAGCUAACUUACCAGAAACAAACAUGAAAGGAAAGGACGUCAAGGGACAUUCCUAGUAGAAGUUGCUAGAUACCUAAAUCAAGAAGGAAAAUUGUUUGGUUAGAAACCCUAUUUGGUAACAAUUGAAUCGUGUGGAAUGUAAACCUGGUAUAAGAGGGGAGUGUCUAAAAGAUACAGUCCAUGGCAGAAAAGAAUUGAUAAAGGUCAAGCAUUUUAGGACAACAGAAAAAAUUCUAGUUGAAAAGCAACGACGACCUAUCGGAAUGGAGCUCAUGAAUAGGUGGGAAGUUCUGACACCAGAAAGGUCGGGAAGAUCCUGAAUGCAGAGUUUGAAACUAACACACGUGGUCUUUGAAAAUUGAUAUUUUACAUGCAAUGCAGAAACCAAAAAAAAAAAAAAAAAACAAAAAAAAAAACCCUUCCGAUAGCCAAAACUAACUGAUUAGAACACAACACGCUUGACAAAGAAUGUUCCUACCAUCUCUUACUCAGCACACCCCCAUCCUAUUCAGUUUUAACCAAGAAAUAGGGGAAAAGGAAUCCGCAAUCAAAUAUAGAAUAGCCUGUUAUUUAAAGGAAUUCUAAUCUUCCAGCUAAUAAAACUAGUCAUUCGCAUCGACAUGGAAUUUGUAUAUCACCACGCCAACCAAUUGAGUAAUUUACAGCAACCAACAACGAACUCCAAAAAUGAACCAGGGAAAU